Miscanthus lutarioriparius is the source of this 555-nucleotide messenger RNA. The record is from the annotation of a GenBank genome assembly. NCBI's taxonomy places the organism in Eukaryota, Viridiplantae, Streptophyta, Magnoliopsida, Poales, Poaceae.
AUGGCGUCCCGUUCCGCUCUGAUCGCGCUGCUCGUCGUUGUGAGCUCCGUCGCGACGGCCUCGGCGGUCACGUUCAUCGUCGGCGAAAGUAGCGGGUGGACUCUUGGCAGCGUCAACUACACCACCUGGGCCAGUGGCAAGACCUUCGCGGCUGGAGACAACCUAGUGUUCAACUUCGCCACCGGUGCCCACGACGUGGUGGUGGUGGACAAGAGCGGAUACGACGGCUGCUCCACCAGCAACGCCGCCAGCACCAUCCAGAACGGCCCGGCCACCGUCACCCUCACCUCCGGCACCCACUACUACAUCUGCGGCUUCACCGGCCACUGCGGCGCCGGCAUGAAGCUCGCUGUCACCGUCGGCUCCGGCUCCUCCCCCUCGACGCCCCCCACCCCCGGCACCGGCGGCUCGCCCAGCCCCAGCACACCCACCACCCCCAGCGCCCCCGCCCCUGGCACUGGCACUGGCACCCCGGGCAGCGCGUCCGUGCGCCUCACGGCCGGCCCCGCGCUCGCCGUGGCCGCCGCCGUGCUCGUCAAGCUCGCCCUCUUCUGA